Molecule: messenger RNA, 8688 nt
Organism: Mycena citricolor
Lineage: Eukaryota; Fungi; Basidiomycota; Agaricomycetes; Agaricales; Mycenaceae
Source: the annotation of a GenBank genome assembly
UUUUGAACCACCGUCACCGACGACUCUCUCAAUCUGCCUGCUAGUGCCUGGUCCACGGCACUGUCCUUCUUUUGAAAAACCCACCGUCCUAGCCAGGAUAUCCAUUCGUUCUUUUCACUCCCACCACCACCAUGCAGGUCGAACAGGUAGCCCGACAGCGAUUCGAGUCUUUCAAGAUGGGUAUGAGCCACAAUGCCUCCCCCGUCGAGAUGAAGCAUCGGCACAACCGAUCGCAUUCGCGCAACGCCUCAAUUUCUUCUAUUGCAUCUUUGCCCACUCCUAAAUCUAUGACCACUCACGAUGUCUCCGCGACGCAUUCCCUUCCUCCUGCACCUAAACGAAACUCGCAACACCGGCGUAUCUCGUCUGUCUCCACUCGACGCGAAUCAGCCGAGAUGAUGGGAGUAACCGUUCCCGAGACUUCGGCCUCCGCGAGCGAGGACUCAGCAGAGCGAGAUUCUAUCCGCCGCAAUGCUCUCUGGGCUCUUGAGGGGAAGCGUGAUGCUUCCUUUGCCAAAGUAGAAAUCCCAGAGCUUUCUGCCCCAUAUGAAUUCCCCACCAAACCUUCCUUCCCCCCAGGUCCAGGGACCUUCACUACUUCUUCCAAGCGUGACUCCUUCAAGCCUUCCUCUUCCAAGGACGCAUUAGGUACUUUGAUGGAGGAGGAAGAGGAAGAGGAGGAUUCCGAUAAGCCUCGCGCACCACCGACACCGACCACACCUACGACUAGCUUCACCCGCAACCUUGGUCAACGCUCUCGUGCGCCGCACCUCAGGCCAUUGUCUCUCACCCCAGACGCUCUACCAUCACAAUUCCUUGCAUCACAGGCCCUCCCAACGCCAUCCUCUCCUAAGCGAGCGAGCUUGAAGGCCCUUUCCCUUGCUCCGGAUGCUUCAAACCGUGCAGGAUCUGUGCCAUCUCCGACCCCCGCUCGUCCGAGGCCCGUACUCAACAUCAAACUUGAGGCGGCAUCGCCGUCGCACGAUGACACUUCCAUGUCGAUACGUCAGCAACCAGUCCGGAAGAGCAGUAUAUCAUACAAGACGUCUUCCACGUCUUCGUCGGUCUCCAGCACCGGCCUUCCGACCCCUGAAUCGACACCAACGUGUACAGAGCGCCGUUUCUCUGGAUAUACCCACAGUUCCAUCUCCAGCCGCAGCAGCCAGGGUAGUCAGGGCAGCAUGGCCAGCAACCGUCUUAGCGUUGCCGAGGACGACUUCUUGACCAUGAACUCUGGCAAUGGACGGCCUUUGAGCGUGAGCGAGCAGCACUUUCUGUUCAAAAGUCACAACGCCCUGCUCGCUCGCAUCACCGAUCUGGAACGGGCUUUGUCCUUUCGUGGCAACACAAUUCGCGUCCUUCUUCGAUUGCUUCUUCUGCCUCUGCUCUUUCCAGUACCUCUUCCCGCUCCAGCGAGACAGGGGAACCGAUAGACGAAAUGCUUUGCCUCGUGUCCGACCUCAAGGCAGAAAGGGAUGAAUUGAAGCGUGAUGUUGAAGGCUGGCGUGUUCGAGUCGGCGACAUGGAGAAACAAUUGACUGUGAUGGGGAACCGAGUCGAGGCUGAACGACGAGACGCUUGGGUCGCUCGCACUCGUGUUGGAUUGCUUGAAGUCGAGCGCAGCGGUCUGGAGAAAGUUGUCGUAGAUCUCCAGACGGAAAACACGCGCUUGGCCAAGUCCGAGCAAACCCUUCAGGAACAGAUCGCCCGCCUUCUGCGCGAAAAGGAGGCGGUUUCAGCUGAGCUACAGCAAGUCAGGAGUCGCGUUCCUCGCGAGCUUGAUCCAUUGGACACGCCACGCGCUUUUGACGGCCCUGUUGUACACGUCCGACCCGCGCCCUCUUCUAUGCAUCGUGGCCUUGGAUUUGCUUCUUCGGCCGGUGAAGAUGCUCCUUCUACACUUGGGCUCGGGUUCAAACUUCGGGUCGAUCAGGAGGAAGAAGCCUCCGAUGAGGAGAGCGACGAGCUCGCCGGAUAUGAAGACGAGGAUGAGAACGACGUCCUCAUCAGUCCCUCGUCAUCCUUCGGGUCCGUUGAUGAUUUCCGUGGCUCGGCCGCUUCGGCGCCUGUCGUUUCUCCUCCUUCCGCUCCCGUUCCAGCUCCGGCCCACAGCGCACAGAAGUCUAUUUCGAAGUGGACGUUCCCCAAACAUGUGGUUCCCAUCAGCCGCGACGAACCUGACAUCGAUCGUUUCUUCGGAUGUCUUGAAGACCUGGACUCCCGGCUUCACCACUCACGGGUGAAUAUUUCGACUAUGACGAGGAGAAGAGCAAGUCGUUCUUCGCCAAGGGCUUCUCCUGCGACGAUAGCAACUCCUGCUUUGUGUUGCCAGCUAGUGUACUCGCCACGGUCGACAGCCGCUAUGUUCUGGAUGUUGUUGAAGAAGAGGAAGAGGAAUUAAGAGAGGAUGACGAAUCCGAGACUGAAGAGGAGACUGUUGUCGAGGACGGAGAAGUCAAUGGUGGUAUCAAGAUCACAUUCACACCUCCCAUGGAGGACAAACACCUCGAACCAGCACUUACCGAGCCAGUCCUACCGCCACCAAAGCUCGUCACAGUCCCGUCGCUCCGAUUUUUCGAAGAUGAAGAUGACUGUGAGGAUGAAGCUCCGUUCAACUUCGGUCGCUCUCAGCCGAUGACUCCGGAACGCUCCGAGUCUCGUCCCUCGCUUCCCUCUUCGAUUCCAAGGCCCAAGCCCAGCCUCUUCUCGCCAUCUCGCGUCGUUCACGAAAACGACAGUGCCUUUGUGACACCGCCGACGAAGCGUGGCGGAACGACACCCUCCUUCAUUCCUCUACCGAGUUCGCCUUCUCCGACUUUUUCAGCCAACGCCUCUACUACUACGUUCAUCCGGCAGCCUUCCCGGCAGCCGACACUGCGAAUGCAUCAAACAGGCCCUGCAAACGCCGACAACCUGCCAUCUAGACCCAGCCCCAGUUCGGAGAUGAUGCCUGAGUUUUGCAGUCCCUUGCCAGUGUCUCCUUCUCUUUCGUCCAUGUUAUCAUCACCUCUCGGAGGCCGUCUUUCGUUGUCCACGUUCACGAACUACAUCCCGUCAUGGGGUCUGACUUCUCCGAACACCAGCCCAGCCUUGCAGGAUGCACGGCCCUCGGGCUCACCGGCAGGAACGGUGAAGCGAGGCUAUGUUUCCAAGCAAAGUCAGUUGGAUCGGCUGAAGUCCAGGAUGGAAUUCGAGGCAAAGACUGCUAGCCUGAGAAGGGGUGAUGAUGAUGCUGUAUUUUUAUAAUCCAACUUCGACCGCCUUUCCGCUUUUGUACCCUUUUGUCCAUGUCUUGACUUUGUAAUUACCCACAUGCACUGUUCUGCGCAACUUGACGUUGUGUCGGCAAGCAGAUUUGGUUGUACUACCGCACAUCGAUACGCUUUACUGUCCUACAUAUGAGAGAUUUCUACAUGAGAUUUAUGGUUUCCAGCUCUGCGCCAACUUUCUCACUGUCACUUUUCCUCUUCUUCCCACCUUCAUCACCUCUGAGAAUCAGAUGCGAUUGAACUUUUCUGCGGAUGAACGUGACGCCUGGCGCAGAAUCAUUCGACAGCUUCUUUCUCCACCGACUGCCCUUGACGUGCCCAGCGAUACGUACACUCUACUGCCUCCGCAUGUGCGAUCUCGUGACAUCGUGGACGCGCCGGCUCCGGGUCUGCAGAUGAAGAUCCCAGUCAGGUGGCAAGCCGAGGAUAUCCCGCCCGACGAUGCGGCACUGGGGAGUUGACAUAAAUAACAGCGGACGGGGUUCCGAGCGAGUGAGGCCGCCCCCAUGUUGCUCUCACAGCUUGGCGUCUUGCUCGUUUCGGCUCUCGGUGUGGUGGACGCUCGCCGUGCGCCGGCCAGCCGGCGGGUGCAGCUGCCGCGCGUGAAUGACGGUCUGCAGAAUUUGGUGACCUGGGACGAGUAUUCGCUGUUCAUCAACGGGACGCGGGUGAACCUGUUCGGCGGAGAGGUGCAUCACUAUCGGAUGCCAGUGCAGAGCCUGCACUUGGACAUCUUCCAAAAGAUCAAGGCGCUGGGGUUCAAUGCCGUCUCGACGUACUUCUUCUGGGGUAUGUACGAGCCCAAGCGCGGCCAGCUCGAGUUCGACGGGUUUCGCGACCUGCAGCCGUUCUUCGACGCUGCCAAGGCGGCUGGACUGUGGAUCAUCGCCCGGCCCGGGCCGUACAUCAACGCGGAAACGACUGGCGGCGGAUUCCCGGGAUGGGGGACGCACACGGCGGGAUUGUGGAGGACGGAGAAUGCGUCGUACGUCGAGGCGUACCAGGGAUACAUGACAGCCGUCGGGGAGAAGAUUGCGCUGAACCAGAUCACGCACGGCGGACCGGUCAUCCUGGUGCAAACGGAGAACGAAUACAGCGGCUUCCAGCCUCCGUACACGGAAGACUUUACGUACGAGAGCGAUCUGAAGGAGACCCUGCGGUCGGCCGGAAUUACCGUCCCGCUGACGGUCAACGACGCCUGGGCCGGCGGACAUUAUACGAAUGUGGACAUCUACGGAUACGAUUCGUACCCGAAUGGCUUCAACUGCACCGUCCCGGACAACUGGCUGGCUGAUGCCGUUCCAGAAUGGUUCUGGGGUGCGCAUAUGCAAAUUAGCCCCCAAUCGCCGAAUGCGGUUUUCGAGUUCCAGGGCGGAGCUCUCGACGGAUGGGGUGGCGCUGGCUACGAUCUCUGCUCGCAGCUGACGGGGCCUGAAUUCGAGCGCGUGUUCUACAAGAAUCAGUUCGCCAUGUCCACCACGAUGCUCAAUCUGUAUAUGGUUUACGGCGGCACUAACUGGGGAGGGAUUGCUUAUCCCGGUGUCUACACCUCUUACGAUUAUGGGUCGGCGAUCGCCGAAGACCGCACUCUGCGCGAGAAAGCAUACGAGCUCAAGCUGCAGGCCUACUUCCGAGCUGCCUCCCCCGCUUUCCUGACAACCCGGCCGAUGAACAUCGGGGCGAGCCAGGGCAGCUUCACCGGAAACCAAGCUCUGAAGACGACCCAAGUGCUCGAUGUGGUGGGAAACAAGACGGGAUUCUACGUGGUCAGGCAAACUGAUGCGUCGGUUCACGAUGUGCAAACGUAUACAUUGACGCUGCCGACAAGUGUCGGAAACAUCACGAUCCCUGCGCUGGGCGGCAGUCUGCAGCUUCACGGAAAAGACUCGAAGAUCGCGGUCGUUGACUACCUUGCUGGCUCGACGACCCUCGUCUACUCCACAGGCGAAGUCCUGACUUGGGCUACUAUUGACAACCGAGACGUGAUCAUUCUCUACGGCAAUGCCGGUGAACUACACGAAACGGCAUUCAAAACCACCGCCGGUAAGGUGGCCGUUGUUUCAGGAUCAGGCAAGAUCAAGACCAAGGCUGCAUCUGACCUGUUGACCGUUCAAUACACAACAACCGGCCAAACCGUGCUUGAGAUCGGGAACACCCUGGUGUAUAUCGUUGAUCGUGUCAACGCCUACGAAUUCUGGGUCCUCCAUCCCCCCACGAGCGGAGACUUUGCGGCGUACAGCACCGAGAACCCCAUCAUCGUCAAGGGAGGCUAUCUGCUGCGUUCGCUGACGACCUCGGGCUCGACGCUCGCCAUCAAGGGCGAUCUGAACACAACAACGACGUCAUUCGAGAUCAUUGCUCCCGCAGCAUAUCACUCGGCGACCUUCAACGGCGCCAAGUUGAGCCUGAGCACGACAUCCUAUGGGACGUUGACAGCCAGCUUGAGAGUAAAUCUGCCGUCCGUCUCUCUGCCGAACUUGUCGUCUCUGAAUUGGAAAACCGCCGAUUCAUUGCCAGAAAUUCAAUCGUCCUAUUCUGAUGCGCUCUGGACGGCAGCUGACCACACCACGACCGUCAAUCCGACGGUGCCGACCACCCCGGUUGUUCUCUACGCAGGCGACUACGGAUAUCACACCGGGAAUCUGCUGUGGCGCGCGCAUUUCUCUGCGACCGGGCAGGAGACCGGGUUUGCCGCCGAUGUGCAAGGCGGAUCGGCGUUUGCUUACGGCGUUUGGCUCGACUCGACGUUCAUUGGGUCUUGGAUCGGUGUGGAUGGCGCUCAUGGAGACUUUAAUGGGACGUUCGCGUUCCCUGCAAGUCUGAAGCAAGGCUCCCAACACGUGCUGACCAUCCUGCAAGACACGAUGGGGUAUGAUGAAAACUGGGAAGCUGCUGCUGAUGGAUUCAAGUCUCCGCGGGGGAUCUUGCGGUACUCGUUUUUGGGCAGCAACAGCACGGCAGUCACGUGGAAAGUCACUGGCAAUCUGGGAGGCGAGAGCUACGUCGACAAGACGCGAGGUCCGCUUAACGAGGGAGGAUUGUUUGGUGAGCGUCAGGGAUGGCAUCUGCCUGGAUUCGAUGCCUCGAAAUGGCAGAACCAGAAGCCGACUGCUGCAGUGGGGCACCCCGGUGUUGCUUUCUACCGCGCCACCUUCGAUCUACACGUUUCUGCGGGCGUGGACUACCCGAUAGCCAUUGUGGCGAGUGCCAAAUCGACGAUCCGCGCUCAGUUCUAUGUCAAUGGGUAUCAGUUUGGCAGAUACAUCAGCAACCUUGGGCCGCAAACGACGUUCCCUGUGCCUCAAGGCAUCCUGAACUACAACGGAGAGAAUACACUGGCCGUCUCGAUCUGGGCGCUGGAGGCUCAAGGAGGCCACCUCGAUUCGCUGGAGCUGCAGAUCACUGCCCGGGCCCAGUCCAGCAUGGAGCCCGUGGUCAACCAGCCGUUGACCGCCUGGACCAAGCGAGCUGGUGCUUUCUGAUAGCAUGUACACAAAAACUGUAUCAUAAGGCUGAACUUCGGCAUACUUAUGUGUGUGGGAGAGCAUCUGGAAUCUUGAUUGUAACAAACAACACUACGUUGCACGCAUCGAUUGUUCGCGCGCCACGUCAUCGGGUCUGAUUUCAGCCAGAGGAAAGCCUCUUUUCAACGCCACCAGUGCAAAGCGGCUCGAGCCGGAGGCGACAACGACCGUUUGCACUUCGGAAACCGGAAUCCAUGAAAGGGGAGACUAAGGAUUGCACGCAGACAGCGGCUGAUAAGGUGGAUGUGGAGUGGGAAAAAAAAGCUCGUGACAGCUGUGGGAAAUCUGUUGCCAUUCGUGGCCCAGAUGACGGCUUCAUUUGCGAGCUGGUUGGGAGCUGUUUCCCCCGAGUUUUCCGAGGAGUGGAUGCGCAGGGAUGAGGGGGAUCGGCCAUGUAUGCACUGUGUAUCGCCUCCGUGUGACGGGGCAUGAAUGCAGAGACCCCAUUAGCGGCUGGAUCGGAACUUGUGAGAACUCGUGGAGUGUCACGAGGUCACCUGCGUGACCGUCUCGGCGUGGGCAUGAUUAGGUAACCCCUUUUUAAGGGAACUACGUCAGACCUAGAGUGCGGACGGUGAUAUCAUCCUUGCCCCCUGCCAAAACACAAGUUUCGCCCUGCGUCAUGGAUUCCCCAGACUCAUCCGCAGACUCUGCUAAGAUUCGUCCGACUGGCCGACAGACCCGCUCUGACUUCGACCUCGAGCCCAAUCCCUUCGAGCAGUCUUUUUCGGCCCCCAACUCUAAUCUGCGCACCACCACCCCGCCCACCAAGGAGGAAUCCGACAAACGCGCCGCCCCUGCGCCCGAUGUCCGAAGAAGCAAAUCUCCGCGCCCGACUCUCCCGCCUCUUGCUGCUCUGGCAUCCCCUGCCGACCAGAACUCAUUCUCCUGGUCCUUCCCCUCGCUCUCCAACUCCCUACGCAGCGGCCCUCUGUCCCCUGCGAUGCUUGCAGGGCCCCAGAACGGCGGGGACCAGCAAUCCUCGUCGCACCUUCCAUUUGAUGCCUCCUUUCGCACAGGUCUAACACCGCGCACGGGACUCACUCCACGCACGGGCCUAACUCCAGGCACGGGACUCACCCCCAUCGUUGGCGGCCCCACUGCGUUCCCAGCCUCUCCAGGCACAGCUGCCUUCAUGGCUGCGAUGACGCCCAACACCAUCAAUGCGAUAACGGGUGUGCUGAACGCAGGCAACUACCCCAAUAUGGAUGGCGCUGAGUUCGCCACCAACACGAACGCUGCGACGAGUAACGCCGCCAACGGGCUGUUCCUGCUCUCCCAGGCUCAUCAGGAGCUCACGAAGCGGGAGGAGGCCGCGCGGCACACCAACGGGAACGGGACGAUCAGCGGGGCUGCUGUGAACGGCGGCGCCAUGGACAGGCCCGUCGCUGUCGCUGCACCCCCAACGAACAAGCGUGGAACGAAGAGGAAGACGACGCCGAUAGAACCACUCAAUGUCAUCGUCGCACCACCGCCUACGGCCCCCGGGCCGCGCAAGCGUGCGCGAGGCAAUACCACGAGCAGCGUGUCGUCUAACCGGGCCAAGCACGACUUUGAUGACAUGGAUAUGGACGACGAUGACGACGACGAUGACGAGGACAGCGACAAAGGCCCCGAAUAUGUGCCGGCUUUGACGAGUUCGCGGUCACGGGGGAAGAAACCCGAGACUGAAGAGGAGAAGCGCAAAAACUUUCUGGAACGAAACCGACAAGCUGCGCUCAAGUGUCGCCAGCGCAAAAAAGCGUGGCUGGCCUCGCUCCAGACUAAAGUCGAGUUUUUGCAGAACGAAAACGACCGCCUGACCUUGCAACUGGUUGCGUCUCGAGAGGAGAUUUCUCGGCUGAGCGCAUUGGUCGGCGCAGCAGCAGCUGGCCCUCAGUCGAACGGACCGACCG